GUUUUCAAUAUUCUCACUUUGUGCGCGUCGGCCUUCACUGUUGAACCGGAUGGUCUUCAGUUCUUGGCCUCUCACAGUUUCGACUUCAAUCGUUUGAUUAAACUGGGUAUCCCUUAUGCAAGUCAUGAUUGCGGUGUGUCUGGAAAGAAUGGUUUUUCUGGGGGAUACGGAACAUAUUCGCAGAAAGAUUCGUUAAGAAUCCUGUGGAAUGAAAUAUUGUGCUCAUCGAUACCGAUUGCCUUUCAUAAUGGCUUGAUCGAUUUGGCGUUCAUAUACGAACAUUUCUAUUCGACGCUUCCCGAAACUUUGGACGAAUUCGUCGCUAAUUUAUCGGAUUGGUUCAUAUUGGACGAAGAUGAAAGCAGACCUGGAUUAUACGACUCGAAGUAUUUAGCCGAAUUUGUGGCGCGGAUGAAUGCUUCGUAUUUGGAAUAUGUUUUCAGGAAAUGUUCAUCACGUGCCUAUAUCAGUGUUGAUUUCGAUUCGGAUUUGUUGCGAACAAAUUUCAUCAACAGCGUCAACAACGACCAGAAAUCAUUCGAACAAAUCAACUGUGAACUACCUGAAGAGUUCAGAGAACCGGUGAUUUUACCGAGAAGUGUGAACGAUAAAGAUGCGCAAAUGAUAUGUAAGAAGUAUGCGGCGUUCGGUUUCUGCCCUUCGAAUCGAAGAUGUUAUCUGUCGCAUAAUAUUGAUUUGGUUUUGGAUUUGGAAGAGCAGAAACAAUCAAAGGUAAGGGAACGACGUAAACGACGUUAUGAUUACGCAUCAAAACUGUUGCGGUCAGAAGAGGCAGAGCCAAAAGGAGCAGAGUCUACAUCGUGCUCAAGAAAGUGUUCAGAAAAUGAGGAUGACGCAACAAAUGGUCAUCUAAAUGGGUCGAUGGAGAAUGAAAUUGAAAUGAAUAACACAGAAGCACAGCUUAGAUCGUUCAAUGAUUUCAAACGAGCUGCCAUUGGAUGUCAUCGAGCAGGGAUGGAUUCAUUCAUGACUGGAUUCGCGGUUAUCUUCAUGUCUCGAAUGGCUAUCCUGAGGACUGGUGAAUUGACUCCGGAACACGGAAAUCGUUUGCCCUUAAGAGGUAAACCGAUACCGUUGUUAAUCCACAGAAGUGAAUUCACAAUGCCAACUGCAGAACAUUGCACCCAAUGGGAACGUAUCUCAAUCGAACGUGAAAGGAGAAGGCAUUUGAAAAAUAUUCAAUUGAAUGGUAUUUCAUAA
Messenger RNA from Anisakis simplex (herring worm), 1221 nucleotides. The record is from the annotation of a GenBank genome assembly. NCBI's taxonomy places the organism in Eukaryota, Metazoa, Nematoda, Chromadorea, Rhabditida, Anisakidae.